AUGGCAUCUUCAGGCGAAACCACGAGCGAGUCCACCAAAAACACCUCCGACUCACCAUCUCCUGUGAAGCCUACAUCACAGGAGGAUGCCUUGCCGGACUUCAACCUCAUCAGCGUCACCAUAAUCUACCUCAAGAAGAGCAGAGCCAUUACCCUUCUUCGAGAGGACAGGAGCACGGCUGGAGACGUCCGCCCCAACAACAGAGCUCAGUGGUCUCAGUUCAUACAUUAUGUGGUCAUGGGCGGCAGGACACUUCAACUGGACAAAGAUUGUCUAGAAAUGGGGAUAGUAGUCGUACCUCCGAGUGCCGAUGCAAAGAUCCUGGAGCUGUGGGAGAAAGCUGAGCUAAAGAUGGAAGCCAACGAAACGAUCAACCCGCUGGAAAUUUCCUCCAAUACUGAACCACCAUCAUAUCCCUUCGAUACCAACGCUAGUCAAGAUGAUAUCAAGUUUGAGGUCGUUCUCAUCGAUGUCCGGGAAUCUGUCGUGACGGUGGACCGGCACCAUGGUUAUCGCCUAAGGAACCUAUGUUUUAGCGAAAACCGACGACUUUUUCGUUGUGUUCUCUCACGACUGUCUGAAGGCUACACUGAGACUGCCUUCGACAAGAAGACCUUCGAUAGCUUAACAGUCAGACUCCGCAACAACAAUGAAGGAACAGAUGUCGCACAGGAGGGGGAUAAUGCCUCAUUUGAGGCGGAAGAGGAAGAGCUCAACUUGUCUGAUCAUCGUCGCUACCCAGCUGAAGCAUCACGUGUAUUGAGAAACCUGGCGCCAAAACCAGCCCUAAGUGGCCAUCAUGAGCGGGAAUAUCCAUGA
Messenger RNA from Bacidia gigantensis, 819 nucleotides. RefSeq lists its product as uncharacterized. The record is from RefSeq and is a predicted model, not a curated record. The transcript has 2 exons. Lineage: Eukaryota; Fungi; Ascomycota; Lecanoromycetes; Lecanorales; Ramalinaceae. The coding region runs from base 1 to 819 and encodes 272 amino acids.